This is a messenger RNA of Pelodiscus sinensis (Chinese soft-shelled turtle), 819 nucleotides long. It is a transcript of the gene PFDN4, whose product is annotated as prefoldin subunit 4. NCBI's taxonomy places the organism in Eukaryota, Metazoa, Chordata, Testudines, Trionychidae. The record is from RefSeq and is a predicted model, not a curated record. Gene Ontology annotation, cellular component: prefoldin complex; cytoplasm. Gene Ontology annotation, biological process: protein folding.
CCGUCGGGAAUGGGGCGAGCGCGCUACUCGGAGAGGGAAGCGCCGCCGCGGAUGACCCGGAACCGAGCUGGGCCGGAGCGGGGGGCCGGACAUUGGCACCCCUCCUCUGCAGAUGGGAGAGUAGUUCCGUCCAACAUGGCUGCCACCAUGAAGAAAGGGGCUGCUGAAGAUGUCAAUGUUACUUUUGAAGAUCAACAGAAAAUUAACAAGUUUGCAAGAAAUACCAGCAGGAUUACAGAGCUGAAAGAAGAAAUAGAAGUUAAAAAGAAACAACUUCAGAAUUUGGAGGAUGCAUGUGAUGACAUCAUGAUGCUAGAUGGUGAUGAUUCAUUACUGAUACCCUAUCAGAUUGGUGAUGUCUUCAUCAGUCAUUCUCAAGAUGAGACACAAGAGAUGCUGGAGGAGGCAAAGAAAAACUUACAAGAAGAAAUUGAAGCUUUAGAAUCUCGAGUGGAGUCAAUUCAGAGGGUAUUAUCUGACCUGAAGGUUCAGCUUUAUGCGAAGUUUGGAAACAAUAUAAAUCUUGAGGCAGAUGACAGUUAGGUUUUUUUUUCCUAAAUACCCUGUGUUCAGUUUUUUGUAUUGGUUUAUUAAAUGUGACUGUUGACAUCUCUUUUCUUUCCAAUAAUGUUUUUAAAAAUUCCCACCCAUUUCUGUUUUAUAGCUUUCCAGUCAUAGUUGCAGAAAGCUUUCCUUCUUUGCAUACCUACAGUUAUUUAUUUGUUUCAGGAAAAGCAGUAGCCUUUCAUAUUACUGAUACACAUCAAGAUUGAGGUGUUUACAUUCUCUUUAUUAAAAUAAUAAAUGCAAGUAAACGUA